This is a messenger RNA of Cynara cardunculus var. scolymus (artichoke), 2280 nucleotides long. Its product is annotated as protein TRM32. The transcript is spliced from 5 exons. NCBI's taxonomy places the organism in Eukaryota, Viridiplantae, Streptophyta, Magnoliopsida, Asterales, Asteraceae. Bases 256 to 2094 code for a protein of 612 amino acids. The record is from RefSeq and is a predicted model, not a curated record.
CGGGUAAACCCCAAUUUGGCGGCUACUUCUUGUAUUCCUUUGACAUAGUAAACCUACGAUUUCUUCCCAAUUCACACAUGCUAACCUAUCUUCUUCUUCUUCUUCUUCUUGCCAUAAAUUUAAUCUUUUUUUAUAUUAAUUUUCCACCUUGAAUGCGUUAAACAUCGCCAUUCCCUUGGUUUCUAGAUGGUCAUAGCAAGACCACACAACAGAAAGGUUUGGGGAAUUUGUUAAUUGAAUAUUUUUAAGGAUCAAAUGGGAAAGGUGUUGUGGACAGAAGAUGGAGAUCAGUUUGAUAAGAUUCAUUCAGGAUGCAUGUCUGGAAUGUUUCAUGCUCUUGAUUACCAGUAUUGGCACUCUGUCAAGAAGAUACUUCCACACAGAAAGCAUGAAACCCUAAUCAAACAUGCUAACCGCAACAGAAGGCACAAGAGGAUAUCAGAUGAUCAAGAUCCUUUUGAAGUGUUAAAACUUUUAGAGGCGGAAACAAGUCAUAUACUGGUGGACCGGAGCAAUAGAAAAACCAGCUCUACCCAGAAAAGGUCGUUAAAAGCUCGUAUAAAGGCAUUAGUUUCUGAAGAUACUUUUAAGGACAAUGACAAAGAACGAGAUCCCAAGUUUGUACCAAGUCCAAGGUUGCAAAGGACUAAUUCAAUUCAUCAUUUAGAAAGCAAUGAAUGGGUUCGUCCAAUCAUUUUCUUUCCAGAUAGUGAAGAGUUGCAUGAGAAUGCAACAGAAAAUCCAAAUGUUCCGAAUUCUGAGACCAAGGAUUAUGGUGAUAUUUUAGAAAUGUUCAAAGUGAACAAAGAGCUAUUUGUGAAUAUGUUACAAGAUGGUUCCCAAGUUUCUAACAUGAAAGCAAAAUUGACCAAGUCGGGUUCUUUUCCUACUGGGAGACGAUUCUUGAGGCCUACCAAGCUCAAGGAUAAGUUGAAUGAGUCGUACACCACUUCAAAAACCGAAAGAAGGUUGGAUUCUUCAUCAAAUUUGGGGUUUCUGAUGACUGAAUUAGAUAAACAAGAUGGAAAGAACUCACACGAUGAUCUUAACAAUAACAAUGUUAUGCCCAUCAGAAGAAUAUCUUCCCUCAAUGAAUCUUCAAACAGAUAUUCCCAGUUGCUUGAUUUUAGUAAGGAGGCCACUCUGCGCCCUUCUAGAAGCUUGAAGUUGGCAAAUGGAAGUGAGAACAUUCCAAGUACCCAAGAACCGAAUUUCUUUAGAACGAAUCGCUCUUUGCCUCAUAUUAACAAUCCCAAUCAGGAGUCCCAUGACGCUUAUUUCUUUCGAAGUGCUAGCCAAAAUGAAAGAAAUCCGGUUUCUUUUCCUUUAUGUACAGAUAAACCUGAAGAUUGCGAGUGUUUGAAUGAAGUGGUCUAUAGAAGUGAGAAUUUUUCAGAAAAUGAACAUUCAACAGAGGAUAUCCCUCAUUUAAGCUCUGUUCUAGCUCCUGAGAAGGUCCAGUCAGAGUUUCAAAUCCCAGAAGGUUUGGAUUCAUUAACCAACUCGAAAGGUAACGUUGAGAAGGAAAUCAUGAUUGUCAACAAUAACAAACACUUGGAAUCAUCAAUGAGACACUACCAGGAGGACGACGAUUUCACUUACGUGAAGCAGAUUCUAGAGCGGUCAGGUUUCAUCAAGAAUGGGUUCCAUCAAACGUGGUAUUCCUCCAACCAGCCUCUAGACCCUUUUGUGUUUCAAGAAAUCGAGUCUCAGUAUUUCCACGAUCCGGAACUCUUCGAAGAGGAAUUCAACGAGCUAUCUCAUCAUUUACUCAUCUUUGAUUUGGUGGAUGAGGUUUUGGUUAAUUUUUAUGAAAAAUCAUCGGCAUACUACCCGAAAGCGCUGUCUUCUUCCUGCCACAUUCGACCUGCCCCGACUGGACCGCGUGUCCUUGAUCAAGUCUGGAAGCGUGUUAGCCGAUGGCUCGAUUUGAAGCCGGAUAUGAACGAAUCUUUAGACGAUAUCGUGUCUCGAGAUUUGGGAAGUGAUGAUGGUUGGAUGAAUUUGCAGUUGGAUUGUGAGUGUGUUGGACUUGAGUUGGAAGAUUUGAUUCUGGAUGAAGUUUUAGAAGAAGUGUUGUUUGAAUGCAGUUGAUGUGUUCUUAUUCUGGACGUGAGAAGGUAGAGUUUGAUGGAAGGGAUAUAUUGGUAAUUUCCUACUCCCCUGUUAGGUUUUUCGAAUUGGCAUUCAUGUAGAAAAACUGACAGGUGGAUGAAUUCUGAUGGCUGGUGGAAUUUUUAGAGCAGUUUAAUGUACUUGUAAAUAUUAUUUUGUGAUAGU